Molecule: messenger RNA, 894 nt
Organism: Chenopodium quinoa (quinoa)
Lineage: Eukaryota; Viridiplantae; Streptophyta; Magnoliopsida; Caryophyllales; Amaranthaceae
Product: lipid transfer-like protein VAS
Exons: 3
Coding region: 221-718 (165 amino acids)
Source: RefSeq, a predicted model, not a curated record
AAAAAUACACUACUCCGUAUAUUGAUAAACACACAUUUCAUGAUAGACUUGAGUCAAAACCUAAUAAGAUAAGUUCCAAUUAAAUCCUCUAAACAAAAUCACCAUAAAACCUAACCUAAACUAAACUUAAAUAGUUAAACCCCCGUGACUCCUUAAGAUAAAAUCAUUCCAAGUAAAAAACAAAAACAAAUAAUUGUUGUUCACUAUAAUCCUUUAGAAAAUGGGCAAAUUGUCGGUGGUGGUGGUGGUGGUUUUACUGGCGGCGCUAGUAGCGUGCACGGCGGCGCAAGGGUCGGACGGAAUACCCUCGUGCGCAACAAAGCUAGCGCCGUGUUUCUCUUACUUGAACGCCACCAAAACACCGGAUACAAGCUGUUGUACUCCACUCAAAGAAGCGGUGACAAAUGAAAGAAAAUGUCUUUGCAAUAUUUAUAAUAAUCCUGCUUUAAUUCAAGCUUUACAAAUUAAUGUUACUCAAGCUCUUAAUCUCAUCACUCUUUGUCAUAUUAAUACUGUCAAAGAUCCCAGCACCUUUUGCAAAGAUUUAGCCCAAGCCCCAUCUCCAUCUUCUUCACCUGCCGCUGGAUCAACCCCAACUCCUCCAGGGAGCGCGUCUACAAGCAGUCCUCCUGGCAAUGCUGCCCCUAAGAUCACAGGGGCUGGUUCGGUUGGAAUAGUUUCUAUCUUACUUAUGUUUGGGGCAUAUACAAUGUUUUAGUAUGUGCUUUUCUGCUCUUUUGAUAUCUUUAAUUAACUUGUGUAAUCUAGAAAUUAUUGCAUGAUGAUCAUAAUCAUCAUAUCAUUAUUGUGGAAGACAUCAAUUCUGAUGAGGCCAUUCAGUGUUUGAACAUUUUCCUGAGUAUCUAAUUAAUUUUUAAGUGCUUUCUUCCAUCA